This is a messenger RNA of Zingiber officinale, 1588 nucleotides long. RefSeq names its product multiple organellar RNA editing factor 1, mitochondrial-like. The record is from RefSeq and is a predicted model, not a curated record. Bases 61 to 1377 code for a protein of 438 amino acids. Gene Ontology annotation, biological process: mitochondrial mRNA modification; cytidine to uridine editing. NCBI's taxonomy places the organism in Eukaryota, Viridiplantae, Streptophyta, Magnoliopsida, Zingiberales, Zingiberaceae. Gene Ontology annotation, cellular component: mitochondrion. The transcript is spliced from 5 exons.
CAUUUCUAUUUAUUUUCAUUUUCAUUUCCAGUCCAAAACCCUACUGCAAGAGUCGUCUCCAUGGCGCUCCACCUACGUCUCCGUCGAGCCGCCGCCAUCUCUUCCUCGCUCCUCAAAUCCCGCAGCCCAUUUCCGGCGAUCUCUGCUUCCUUUUCUUCUCCUCUUCGUCUCCAUGCCUCUCCCUCUACCUUUGCCUCAUCUCCCCUCUUCCUGAACUAUGCUUUCCCACCCCAUGCACGGACUCAAUUCCUUUCUUUCUGGUCUUCGUCGUCUCUUUCCAACCGCAGAAGCGAUGGGGGAGAUGAGAAGUUUGGGCCGGACGAAAUCCUCUUCGAGGGCUGCGACUAUAAUCACUGGCUCAUCACCAUGGACUUCCCCAAGGACCCUGCUCCCACGCGCGAGGAGAUGAUUGAAACUUACAUACAAACCUUGGCGAAGGUGGUCGGCAGUGUGGAGGAAGCUAAGAAGAGGAUGUAUGCAUUAAGCACCACAACUUAUCAAGGAUUUCAAGCCGUAAUGACUGAGGAAAUGUCUGAAAAAUUUCAUGGUUUGCCUGGUGUUGUCUUUGUUUUGCCUGAUUCAUACAUUGAUCCUGUGAAUAAGGAAUAUGGAGGGGACAAGUAUGAAAAUGGGGUAAUUACUCCCAGGCCACCCCCAAUUCAAUAUAACAGGCCAGGGAGACCAAGAUAUCAAAACAGGACCGACCAGCCAAAUUAUAACAACCCUCCUCCCCGUGGAAAUAAUUCAUUUGGGCAUCAAGGAUUCAGGCAAGGAGAUCAGAGGAACUAUGCUCCACCACAGACAAACAAUCACAUGGGUCAAGAUGUAAGAGGAUAUGCGCCUCAUGGAGGACAAGACUAUGUUUAUUCAGGAGAUAGGAGAGAGACUGGCCGAGGAGAACAGAGAAACUCUGCACAUCAGGGAGAUUGGAGAGGUCCAAUGCCUCAGUACCAACAAGAUUUUAAUCAAGGAACUCGUGGAAAUUUUACUGAAGACCAAAGGAAUUUCUCUCGAGGUCCUGGAGGAGAUAAUCGGUUUUCUGGUCCUCCUGGCUAUAACAGAGAGUACACGCAGGGGAUGGGGCCUGGUUAUGGUGGUGAAUAUGGAAGAGGUGGAAAUUCAGGUUAUAAUGGAGAAUAUAGGCAGCAAGGGCAUGGAUACGGGGGACCUCCUGCUCAUGGACAGAGUCAAUCUGCUCCUGGGGAAGGGCUAACAGGCGAAUAUGGAAGGGGUGAAAAUUCAGUUUAUAACAGAGAAUACAAGCAACAAGGGCCUGGCUACGGGGGACCCUACAGGCAAGAGUCAACUCCUGCUCAUGGACAAAGUCAGUCUGCUCCUGGAGAAGGACCAACAGGUUCAUGGCACGGGAGAACAUAAUAUGCCAAUGCUGAUUCAGUCUGCACUCUGGUUGGAUCUCUCGUUGAAGGAUUAAUAGUCAGAAUAUUCUUCAUCGUAUUAAACGUCAACUUGACCAUGUUAUUAUGCUAUUUUUUCUUGAACAAGCCUCUGAACAAUAAUAGUAUACUCUUCUAUAUUUUUAACCAUCUAUGGUAUUGUGUUAAAUAACUAUGUUUUUAUGCUAUCUGUA